AUGUCAUUAGUUGUUAAACCAUAUCAAGCUCUUUCAAAGCUAAAAAGGUUUUAUGGUUUUAAGUAUCUAUUAAACCCAUUGAUUCAUGAACAGAUUUUUGAUAGGCUGAAACUAGAAGAUACGUAUGGUGAUUUUAGCAAAGUUAAGGUUAUUGAUUUAUAUCCUGGUCCUUCUCAGCAUUCAGCUAUCUUUAAUAAUAGGUAUAAACCUGCCAAGCACGUUUUGGUAGAAAAUAGAGCUUCAUUUCUGUCACAUAUCAAAGAAACCUAUACUGAUUCUAAAUUUGGCAUUUAUGAUAAAGAUCCAUAUGAAUGGUCCACUUAUACUGAUAUGAUCGAACGUCAUAAAGUGUUAACUCCAGAAGUUCAGUCAAGAGAUAAAAUUCAUGACAAAUUUUUAGCUAUUGCGCAUUUAACUAAUUCGUCAUCUGAAGGUCUCUUCAUGCAAUGGCUGACAUGCAUUGGGACUGGUAAUUGGAUAAUGAAAUAUGGCCGUGUUAAAAUGUUGGUUUGGUUACCUACAGCAACAGCUGUUAAGCUUCUAGCUGUUCCUGGGAAAGUUGGGAGAUCGAAAUGUUCCAUUUGCACAGAAGCAUUUACUGAUACUAAACUUAUCGCAUAUACAGAAGGGAAAGAAGUUCAAAAAUUUAAUCAAGAUUUACUAAAAAGACAUAACCCACUGGAAAUAAAAAAUGCAGAUACAGCUCCAAUCGUCUUAGAUUCCAUCUCCUUACUAGAAGUUAAUCCAAAGAAAAAUGAUAUACAGCUAGAGUAUUGGGAUUACGUUACAAAGCACCUGAUGAUUCUUAAAACGAGAAAACUAUCAGAAGCUUUGGAAUCCCUGGGACAUGGGGCAAGGGAUUAUUUUGCCGCUAAUGUAAAGGAUAUAUCCAUCUUUGACAAAUUUCCUGCUGAGUUGACAAAUGAAGAAUUCAUAUAUCUUACUGAUAUUUUUUACAAAUGGCCUUUCAAACCAGAUAUUUAUAUGGAUUUCAUUGAUGUAUAUCAAGAUAAUGAUUGA
Molecule: messenger RNA, 1020 nt
Organism: Vanderwaltozyma polyspora DSM 70294
Lineage: Eukaryota; Fungi; Ascomycota; Saccharomycetes; Saccharomycetales; Saccharomycetaceae
Gene: MTF1
Product: RNA polymerase specificity factor
Exons: 1
Coding region: 1-1020 (339 amino acids)
Biological process (GO): transcription initiation at mitochondrial promoter
Cellular component (GO): mitochondrial DNA-directed RNA polymerase complex; mitochondrial matrix
Molecular function (GO): mitochondrial transcription factor activity
Source: RefSeq, a predicted model, not a curated record